AUGGCUGCACCUGUUGCUAUAGGCACAAGAGGCACCAUUGGAUCACUAGUAAGAAAGGAAAUUGAAUAUUUCACUAAAUUUGAGUUAGACAGAAGAGGAAUUUCACAGAAACCUCAGCAGCACUUCGUCGACAUGGAAAUGGUUUCUGAUAGAACCAUUUCCAUGUCCAAGCCUAGUUUCUGGUUUUUGCCAACAACAUGGAAGAGGAAGAAGCAAAGAAACACAACAAGUAGAAUUCCUGGUUUCAGCUACAAGAUCCUCAGGAAUGAUAUCAACAACUUUCACCUCUAG
Messenger RNA from Lathyrus oleraceus (garden pea), 291 nucleotides. RefSeq lists its product as uncharacterized. The record is from RefSeq and is a predicted model, not a curated record. Lineage: Eukaryota; Viridiplantae; Streptophyta; Magnoliopsida; Fabales; Fabaceae. The transcript has a single exon. Bases 1 to 291 code for a protein of 96 amino acids.